CAGAAGGAGGAGGGAGACCUGUAUGGUAGCUAGGGUGAUGUGAAAAGAAUCAUGGCAGCUUCCUUGGUUAGGUGGCUAAGGGGACUCUACGUUUUCUUUUUGACAUGUCUGCUAUCUGUCUCUGCUUUCUUAAAUUUAGAGGAAUUAAACGAGAUGAAAUAUGGCAUUCAGAUUCUGCCCGAUCCCGUCAUCAUGGGCCAGGUUAAGACAGAUGAAGUAAUGCUCGUAUCCAGCAAGUACAAGCAACUGUAUGAGUGUCGUCUCCCAGUCCAGGCUGUGAGGUUUCAUCAAGACCCUGCCUCAGAGCCUGACAACCAAGGCUACUCUGGGCUGUCCAUCCCAGACCUCCUUAAACCAAUGCACAGUGCUCCCUGUUUAGUGAAGACAAAGGACUGGUGGACAUAUGAGUUCUGCCUUGGGCAGCACAUAAGGCAGUACCAUCUUGAGGACACAGAGAUCAGAGGAGAUGUUCUGUUCCUAGGCUACUAUGAGUCAGAGUUUGACUGGAACAAUGAAACUGCCAAGGCCUCUAAGCAACACAGGCUGAAACGCUACCACAGUCAGAGCUAUGUCAAUGGCUCCAAGUGUGACUUGAAUGGCAGCCACAGGGAGACUGAAGUCAGGUUUGUGUGUGAGGAAGGCUCUGGAGACUACAUCUCACGGGUGGAUGAGCCUCAAUCCUGCCGUUACGUACUAACAAUCCACACCAGUCGUACCUGCCUGCACCCCUACCUGCGCCCACCCUCCACAGCCAAGCCUCAGGGCAUUGUGUGCCAGCCAGCCCUAAGUGCCCAGCAGUACAUGGACUAUGUCAGGGCCCAAGUCUCUGAUACAAAGAGGAAAGUGGAGCAAAUCUCUGAAGAGCUAAAGAGUCUAGAUGAGAUGUUGGCUGGCAGUGACAGGACAGAUGGCACUGCGGAGGAGACUACUGGCAAGGAGUCGACCAUGCCCACAGCUGACAUCCUGGAGUCAGACACAAAAGGCACAGACACUGUAAACUCUGAUGCUGCACCUGAAGAGCCAGAGGACUCUGAUUUUUGGGAGGGUGUGGCCAAGCCACGGGGUGCCAAGGCAACUAACACCCAAAAGCCUGCUGAGGAUUCUGAGAAUAGGGGCCUGGUUGACAAUGAAGUCAUAGAUGAAGGUUUUGUUGAUGAAAAAUUCAACUUUAAAAUCAUCACUGACCCAGCAGACCUAAUGAAGUUUGUCCAGCAUCUCAAAGAGAGCAACCGAAAGAAAGCACAAAAUCAAGCCAAAACAGCAGAGUCACAUAGGAUGACUGAGGAGAAAGAGAGGCAGGGUGAGGAGGAGGAGGAUGGCCAUCUUCUACAAGAGUUUGAUGAGGAGAUUGCUGACCUUUCAAUGCCCACAGCUAAAAUUGAAGAGAUCAAGGAGGAAAUGCAAAAGCAGUUUGACAACAUCAUAGAUGAGGCUCAGCAAGAGCUAGAGACUGAGGGACUUAAAGGGGAGUUUGACCGAACACAGGCCACUCAGACGCUGGAGACUACCCUUGACAAGCUGCUGGACCGGUUGGAGGACAAAGAGAGUCUAGAAACUGAGUCCCAGACCGAGGGGGGCCAGAGAGCCAACGACCCAGCUAGGGGCAGCCCCAGCCUGGCCCCACACCAGCCAGAGCAAGCAGCUGACGACCAUGUUAAGAUCAAAAUAACUAAGUAUAAGACGGGCAGCAGCCCUGAUGGGGAGGUCAGAGUGCAGGAGAUGGGAGAAGGAGACCCCCAGUGGCAGCACAUAAAGGACGUGGUUAAAGAGCAGCUAGAGAAAGCAGGACUGAAGGCCGAAGGUAAAAUUGAGGUAAAGAUCUUAACACGAAAGAAUGCAGAAGAGACUGGGGAACAGUGGUUGACCGAAGAAGAUACAAAGUCCUUCAGGGAGCUACUUAUCAAUUUACUGACAGGAGGCACAGAAGAGGUUUACAAGGAGCAAAAGAGGCAGCAGGAGCUAGAGAACAACUACCGCUUUGUGUGGGGAGAGUCACAGGAGGACUCCCAGUCUACAACCACUUCCGACUCGGAGGAUCUUGACCUUUGAGCUCUUGAUGCCCUUAUCAGUUGCCGUGGAAACCCAACACCAUGGAGGCUGCUGGGAUGUUAUAGUUUUUUUUCCCUUCCAAGCUGAACACACUGUUAAGCAAUGACCAGCUUCACCAGUUACUCGGUGACCACAAAUACACCUGCUUCCUCAUUAAAACUGUGUUCUGUCUUGUUCAGGCAUCAAUUGUACCUUGCACAAUGACAUCCAAAUGUCUCAGCUAAGGUAGAGUUAGUCACAUCAUCAUGUUGGCAAAAAGUUCCUUAUAUUCAUGGUUUAUACAAUCAAUUUAUUUGAGAUAGGGUGGAUAGCAUUUUGGACUGGACACUAUACAACAGUAUAUCACAGUACACCUGUGAAAAGACUGAAUCUUACCACCAUUACACAGAAAGUUAACAGCACCUUGUGUUGCUGUUAAACGGCAGUUUCUCUCCUCUAAUAAGGAAAUUGCUUUGUUAAGGGGUGUCUUUAGGAAAGCCAUAUUUGCCAAUGGCUAAACAAACAUGAGUUUGUUAACACAAGGAGAGUUGUGUGCACAAUAACACCCCAUUCUUUAGGCUUUAGAAAGUAAGGUUGGUAUGUAAAUAAAUGAAUUGAGAAGAAUUGCAUGUGGUUUAAAGCUUAAACCACCAUUUUUAAUAAAAUCGUGAUUUUUGUAAAACUUACUUUCCUCAAAAUAAUUUGAUUAUUGUAAAUAUAUGUGACAAUGUGAAUUAUUAUGCAUUUUAUACUGUAGCACUUUAAAAGUUAAUGUCUCUGGUAAAUUCGAAUUUAUUCAUUAAAAAUGUGUUUGUCCUGAUCACA
Messenger RNA from Hypomesus transpacificus, 2853 nucleotides. It is a transcript of the gene os9, whose product is annotated as OS9 endoplasmic reticulum lectin. The coding region runs from base 52 to 2049 and encodes 665 amino acids. Gene Ontology annotation, cellular component: endoplasmic reticulum lumen. Lineage: Eukaryota; Metazoa; Chordata; Actinopteri; Osmeriformes; Osmeridae. Gene Ontology annotation, biological process: endoplasmic reticulum unfolded protein response; retrograde protein transport, ER to cytosol. The transcript has 15 exons. The record is from RefSeq and is a predicted model, not a curated record.